Molecule: messenger RNA, 1572 nt
Organism: Molossus molossus (Pallas's mastiff bat)
Lineage: Eukaryota; Metazoa; Chordata; Mammalia; Chiroptera; Molossidae
Gene: STK33
Product: serine/threonine kinase 33
Exons: 12
Coding region: 1-1542 (513 amino acids)
Biological process (GO): protein phosphorylation; mitotic DNA damage checkpoint signaling
Cellular component (GO): nucleus; cytoplasm
Molecular function (GO): ATP binding; protein serine/threonine kinase activity
Source: RefSeq, a predicted model, not a curated record
AUGGCUGAUAGUGACUUUGGGAAAAAACCCACAAAGUGUCCCUACUGUUCGUCUACUUCUCAGAAAAAUACACUUUGUACAUGUUCCUAUAAAACCAGGCUUUCUCCAGUGCUGGUGGUGGAAAUGUCACAGACAUCAAGCAUUGGUCAUUCAGAUGUUUCAGUGUCAUCAGAGAGAAGAAAUGAACAAGUUUUUACUAAAAAUAAGACCUCUGCAAAAGAUUUGCCCUCACAAACCUCAAGUGUAGAGAGAAAGGCAUCUCAACAGCAGUGGGGUCGGGGCAACUUUACAGAAGUGAAAGUUCCUCACAUCAGGAUGGACAAUGGAGCUGCUAUUCAGGAAAUAUAUACAUUUGGAAGAAUAUUGGGAAAAGGGAGCUUUGGAGUGGUCAUUGAAGCUACAAACAAGGAAACAGAAACUAAGUGGGCAAUUAAAAAAGUGAACAAAGAAAAGGCUGGAAGCUCUGCUGUGAAGUUACUCGAACGGGAGGUGGACAUCCUGAAAAGUGUGAGGCAUGAACACAUCAUACACCUGGAGCAGGUGUUCGAGACACCCACGAAAAUGUACCUUGUGAUGGAGCUUUGUGAGGAUGGAGAACUCAAAAAAGUUCUGGAGAGGAAAGGACAUUUCUCAGAGAAUGAGGCAAGGUGGAUCAUCCAAAGCCUCGCGUCUGCUAUAGCGUAUCUUCACAAUAACGAUAUAGUACAUAGAGAUCUAAAACUGGAAAACAUAAUGGUUAAAAGCAGCUUUAUUGAUGCUAACAAUGAAAUGAACGUAAACAUAAAGGUGACUGAUUUUGGCUUAGCGGUGAGGAAGCAUGGUGGGAGUGAAGCCAUGCUGCAGACCACCUGUGGGACUCCUAUGUACAUGGCCCCUGAAGUCAUCAAUGCCCAUGACUAUAGCCAGCAGUGUGACAUUUGGAGCAUAGGUGUCAUCAUGUACAUUGUAUUAUGUGGAGAACCACCCUUCAUGGCAAGCUCAGAAGAGAAGCUUUUUGAGUUAAUAAGAAAGGGAGAGCUGCGCUUCGACGGCCCCGUUUGGGACUCCAUAAGUGACUGUGCUAAAAGUGUUUUGAAACAACUUAUGAAAGUAGAUCCUGCUCACAGAAUCACGGCUAAGGAACUGCUAGAUAACCAGUGGUUAACGGGCAAUACACUUUCUUCGGCAAGACCAGCCAACGUGUUAGAAAUGAUGAAAGAAUGGAAAAAUAAUCCAGGAAGUGAUGAGGAAAACACAACAGAUCAGAAGAACAAGUCCAGACAAGAAAAGCUGGAAGAUUCCCAACUCAGCGGACCCAGCAGAAAUGUCACCCGUGUCCCUAGUGCUUCAGAUGAAGAGGAGGAAAAACAGCCCACUGCUUAUGAAGAAACAUUUCCUGUGACCAGUAAGAAGGGAAAUACGGACGUCUUGGACAUGAGCAGACUCCUUCCAGCUGCACUCAAGGGAGAACUAGAGAAACCCUCUGUGACUUCGAGUCAUGGAAAAGCAACCAAAUAUACUGCUAAGUCCGCUGUCCUGCCUAGAACCAAAAAGAAACUCUAAGGUUCCCUCCAGCGCUGAAUAGUGCAAAAC